Molecule: messenger RNA, 855 nt
Organism: Setaria italica (foxtail millet)
Lineage: Eukaryota; Viridiplantae; Streptophyta; Magnoliopsida; Poales; Poaceae
Product: 3-ketoacyl-CoA synthase 6-like
Exons: 1
Coding region: 1-855 (284 amino acids)
Biological process (GO): fatty acid biosynthetic process
Cellular component (GO): membrane
Molecular function (GO): acyltransferase activity, transferring groups other than amino-acyl groups
Source: RefSeq, a predicted model, not a curated record
AUGGGAUCUUCGGCGCACCUCAGCCGCCUGAUUGAAGCUACCAGCUGGGUUACCAUUGGCAGCCUGCCCGCCAUCGUUGUCACGUUCCUCCUAGAGGCCGGACCCUGCCCCAUGCACUUGUUCUUGUUGCUGGCCGCGGUGGCGACCCUAUACAUGUACAUCGUGCGCCGUCCUCGUCGCGUGGUGUACCUCGUGGAGUACGCCUGCUUCCGCACCGUGCCCUCCUACCGUGCCCCCUCGGCCGUGUUCCUUGAGCACACACACCUCCUGCACGGUGCACUUGACGAAGACCGCACUUCUGCCGUCGACUCCUUCACGGCGGGCGUGCUGGAGCGGUCAGGCCUCGAGGAGGAGACCUCCGUGCCCCCCUCCCUCAGCUACGUCCCGCCCGACAAGAGCCUUCAUGCGGCAUGCAAGGAGGCCGAGCUCGUCGUCUUCUCCGCCGUAGACGCCCUGCUCGCCAAGACGGCAACCAGGCCCGGGGACGUCGACGCGGUGAUCAUCUGCUGCAGCAUGUGUGCACCAGAGCUGGCACUCUCGAACAUGAUCGUUAACAGGUAUGCCAUACGCAGCGACGUGCGGAGCGCCAACCUCUCCGGGAUGGGGUGCAAUGCGGGGCUAAUCGCGGUAGGGCUCACGGAGAGCCUCCUCCGCGCCAUGCCGCGUGGCGCGUGCGCUGGUCAUGUCAACGGAGAUCCUCUCCUUGAACCACUAGUCCACUAUGUGGGCGCCGACCACUCGAUGCUGGCCGCGAACUGCACGUUCCGCAUGAGCGGCGGCGAUGCUCAUGUCCACCUCCGCGACCAACGCGCGGUUCCGGCUCCGUUGCGCCGUUCGUACCUGCUCGGCCGCUGA